This is a messenger RNA of Styela clava, 1154 nucleotides long. Lineage: Eukaryota; Metazoa; Chordata; Ascidiacea; Stolidobranchia; Styelidae. The record is from RefSeq and is a predicted model, not a curated record.
ACAUUUCUAAUGAUAAUGUACAUCACAAUAGCCGAAUUGCCCGAGGCUGCCCAGAGUGACAUUCGACACCGAUGGUCGAAAUUCCAGUUAUGUAACAAUGAGAUAGCAGUGUGGUACUGUGUUAUAUCUAAAUAUUAUAUAAGACAUUUGGUGGUUUUUGUUAGUAGAUGUAAAGUAAUACGCUUGCAGCUACCAAUCAUGAAGUUACAUAUAACUGUAAUUGGAUUAGUAGUUUUAUUUACUGUAAUACAUCAAAGUUUAGCGAAAAGACGGAGGAAACCAUGCAAGUUCGGAGAUAAAAUUGAGUAUGGUCAUCUGGGCAAAGAAGUUAAAAUUGGAGGUGGACUGGAUGCAUAUGUUUCACAUCCUAAUAGUACAAACUCAAAAGGAGGAGUGAUUGUUAUUCAAGAUAUUUACGGAUGGGAACUUUCUAACACUAGAGCUAUUGUCGAUAUGCUAAUGGAAAAUAAUUUUACAGCUAUUCUGCCAGACGCUUUUGAAGGAAAAUUUGCAUGGAACCGCUCAAUGUCGUGGCUGUCAUUUGGUUCAUUUUUUGAAGAUAGGCCGGCAGAUGGUGUUGGAAAUGUAGUUGACGCCUGCAUGGAAUAUUUGUCCAACGAAUAUUCCAUCGACAAAAUCGCAAUCGUUGGAUUUUGUUGGGGUGGCAGAGCUGUUCAUCACAUGAUGUCAUCGCGCAAAGAUCUAGUUGCUGGCGUUUCAUGCUAUGGGUUGAUGGAUGCAGAAGAUGAAGAUUUUGGUAUCCUGAAUAAUUCGACUUUAUUCAUUUACGGAAGAGCGGAUAGACAAUUCAAUUCUGCCCGGAUCCGAGGUCUCAGAAAAGCAUUGAAAAGUAAGGCAAAGGCAAAAUAUGCGAUUCGUGGAUACAAAGACCAACCACAUGGAUUCCUGCAUAGAAAACUCGCUUCACCGGACGAUCCACAUAAAGAACAAAUUUACGCUGCAAGAAGAAAAAUGAUUCAAUGGCUCGAUCGUUAUUUGACGAAGUAGAUGAUUCAGCGUUUAUAUCGUGAAAUUAUAUGUGGGGAUUUUUGGGAAUUCAUUUUCAUAUAGCCUAUACCUAAACAGUAUUCUGAAAAUUGAGUAACGAAGCAAAGUUGUUGCAUAGUAAUAAACACGAAAAAACAUUGCAAAUA